UAGUUGCACAUUGAAAUUUAUUUCGGCUUUACAGAUUGCCUUCCCAGAAUCCACUGCGCCUUCCCAGGACAGGAGUGGGCGUGGCAGUGUAGAAUGGUUGGAACGCGGAAGUGGCUGUGUGCAGUGUAAUGGAUGACGAUGGGUCCAAGGCAAAAAAGAGGGUCCUACCACAGUGGAUGACGGAGGACAAAGUAGAUACAAAGAAACCAUUUCCAACAAAUGUGAAGAGAAAGAAGUACAGAUCUCCCAGGAAGUCAACAGUUUACUGUAUGAAUGAAAAAGAAUUGGUUGACUAUGCACUUGAGAUCAUAAACAAGAUGUACGCGGUAUUUACUGCAGACAAGGCUGACGUGGCAGGCCUGUCGACCAUCACACUGAGACGCCGGCAAAAAGUGACGUUAAAAUUCAGACUCCACCAGAGUGCGACUUUGACAUGGCCACUCCACCAAAGUGCGGCCUAGACAUGGCCACUCCACCAGAGUGCGGCCUAGACAUGGCCACUCCACCAGAGUGCGGCCUAGACAUGGCCACUCCACCAGAGUGCGGCCUAGACAUGGCCACUCCACCAGAGUGCGGCCUAGACAUGGCCACUCCACCAGAGAGCCACUUCCACAAGGACACUCCACCAGAGUGCAACUUCCACAAAGAGACUACACCAGAAGAACCCUCAAUCAUCAUAGAACCAGACAAAAGAAAAAGAACCAGAAAAAGAAACAAAAAUAGAAAAAAUGAAAGACUGUAUAAGUGCGGCCUAGACAUGG
Rana temporaria (common frog) is the source of this 761-nucleotide messenger RNA. It is a transcript of the gene CYREN, whose product is annotated as cell cycle regulator of NHEJ. Lineage: Eukaryota; Metazoa; Chordata; Amphibia; Anura; Ranidae. The transcript is spliced from 4 exons. Gene Ontology annotation, biological process: negative regulation of double-strand break repair via nonhomologous end joining; double-strand break repair via nonhomologous end joining. The coding region runs from base 129 to 461 and encodes 110 amino acids. The record is from RefSeq and is a predicted model, not a curated record. Gene Ontology annotation, cellular component: nucleus; cytoplasm.